Messenger RNA from Aspergillus viridinutans, 2187 nucleotides. RefSeq lists its product as uncharacterized. The transcript is spliced from 3 exons. NCBI's taxonomy places the organism in Eukaryota, Fungi, Ascomycota, Eurotiomycetes, Eurotiales, Aspergillaceae. The record is from RefSeq and is a predicted model, not a curated record. The coding region runs from base 1 to 2187 and encodes 728 amino acids.
AUGGGACUCUUCAAUACUUUCUUUAGAGCCUCAGAGCAAGGCAAUGAGAGAACUUUAGAGGGCAGGCAGUCGUGGACUUGGGUACACCGCACACGAGCGGGUGCUGUCACACAGGCUGCUCACCGAACAAAUCCGUCUUUAAAACAAGUCUCGAAUGAGCAAGGUACAAUCGGAACAGACACAGCCAACGAUGGCCACUGCUCCAAGAAGUAUCAUGUCGAUGAGCCCGACGCCACAUCAGCUGGGAGUCUCGGACAGGCACUUACUUCUGGUGACUCUGACCCUUCCUCGAAGUAUUCAUGUCUUAAAACAGACUCGCAACAAGCAUUCACAGAAUCACAGCAUCCAGUGGCAGGCUCGAAAGGACUUGCAGGCUUUAUGACGUCCCUUCGUUCUCGCAAGCCUCGACACCGGAAAUCGCUAAUGCGACUUGGGGAGCAGUCUCGACAAAACGACUGUACCCUUCACGGUGCAAGAACGAAUUGUGGCUGCAUUAGCUCCAAGGAGGACUCGGGUAUAGACAAGGAUGCAUAUGAACAUCAGGAGUCCCGCAAAGCCAGUGACAAGACUCUUGAGUCUGUCAAUUCCGACCUCACAAGCGAGACUGUCUACCGCCACCCUUCCCGAAACACGUCCAACCCGAUCCCCCUUAUCGAACGGGAAUAUGUGUGCGAGAAUCCUUUCGAUGAAGUUGAGAGAUCGCCCCAGUUAGGAGCGGUUUCCAACCCAUUCACAGACCGAUUCAAAGCCGCCUCUCGAUCCAGCAGGGAAUCCAGUUCAAACUAUAGUCUUACCGAUUCUCAGAAGCCGCAGAACCUCCAUGUCUACAAAAGGUCAAGAAGGCCUGUCAUCUGCACCGACCUGGAUAUCAUGGGAAGCUUGUCACGAGAGAGUUCUCUCCCCAUCUCGUGCUUGGAUGAUGGCAAUUGGUCAGACAUUUUCGACCGGCGCAAAGCUGCCAUAGCGUUCAAUGAUCUAGCUGUCAAGCUGAAUUUGAAACCUUUGCCCCUGAGCAAUACUAAAAGUCAGGGGGGCGGCGACUGCUCUCAUGCCCAUCCCACUUCAGUCUCGCGACCCUGCGACUUCGCGAGGGGCCUGCCUCGACGGCGGGAUAGGAUUAUUCGUCGGAUCAGAACGGUGCGAUCGACCUUCCAGCUCAAGGCCCAGAGUAUGCCACAGGAGCGAAAGUUGCGUCGAAUGAAGACAUUUGCCAACCUCUCUUACUGUUCUUAUCGGAUGGAUUCGCUAGCCGGAAAGUCUUUGGAAACUCUAGCUCGCCUUGGGGGUCACAGCUUCUUGGCCUAUCCCGGAGACUUUGCACCGACGGCGCUUAAAUUACCCGUGUGCUUUGUGGCGACGGCGACCUAUCUGAGAUGUCGUGGUCCACUUGUACGAGACUUGUUCUUCGAUCCGGGUGACUUGGGCGCAGCUGCACAGAUCUAUGGUUAUUUCGCCAGCCAGGUGCUAUCCAGCGAGAGAGAGCAGGACAAGAUUCAGAUUACGAUGGGCAGUGGCGAGAUGCCGUCCGAAUUGAUGAGCAUCCUGGGUUCAAUCCAGUCGCAGCGCCAUUCGACUCACAUCCUCAGUGUCGGGUGGGUGUUCAAGUGCCUGCUUGCUGGGCUUCCUGGCGGCAUUUUGGGAUCCACGCACCUGUACAGCGCUUUGUUAGAUAUCUACGUGAAGACUCCUUCCUUGGAGGACAAGCUCAACAGCCCCGACCAAAAGCUCAAACGGACGCGUAGCUGUCUCGGAGGGCUAACCCAAGCAAGGUAUACGAGGAUCAAGGCGAUUGGCCUCGCCAUUCUAGCCUUGGCGGGUCCAAUGCAACUGGAGCUGAUGUGCGCUGUUUUCGGGUUAUGUGCCUUUUACGUGCAUGAAACGAGACGAAUUGUGGAGUAUGAGCGGCAUGGGUACAAGACUGGUGUUGGAAAACUGGAAUUUGUAACGCGUUCGCAGAUAUUGGAAGGGCUCGGCCAGGUCUUUGGGCCCCUGCUGACGGAUCAAGGGCCUGAAGAAGGUGCUUAUGAUCUGCAGACCCUGCGCAUACUUGAGAUGAAUCGCACAUAUGUGGCGAUGAUGCUGAUUGCGAACUGGCGAGCGGUGAGUCGCCAAUUGCGGGUCUGGGAAGAUCAAGUGCACGUGCCAGAGCGACUUACAAUAUCUUGGUCGUCUGAGGGUUCGGAAUAG